This is a messenger RNA of Hirsutella rhossiliensis, 750 nucleotides long. Its product is annotated as telomere regulation protein stn1 domain-containing protein. The coding region runs from base 1 to 750 and encodes 249 amino acids. The record is from RefSeq and is a predicted model, not a curated record. The transcript has 2 exons. Lineage: Eukaryota; Fungi; Ascomycota; Sordariomycetes; Hypocreales; Ophiocordycipitaceae.
AUGCACGAAGCCUCUCGGCCCGCCAUCUACCCCCGGUACUGCUUCCACCUGUCGCCGACGGUCAAUACCUGGUGUCUGCUGCGCGCGUCCGAGAUUCACCUUCUCGAGCAACACGCCGGCUUUCAAGGAGAAAACUUCUUCUUCUACCAGAAUCUACCGAUCAAAUGGGUGCGCAUAGUCGGCGUCGUUGUUGCCGUCGAGGACUUUGCUGGUCCCGGCAAGAACUCUACCAGUCGACGCGUGUACACCGUGGAUGACAGCAGCGGGGCUUGCAUCGAGGCUCUGCUUCUCGUGCCGGCAGAGACGGACAAGCCCGGAGGCAUGGCGGACAAGAAGGGACUCCAGGUGUCGCCGCCCUACCAAGACCUUGACGUUGGUGCCGUGGUCGACAUCAAAGGCGGUCUAUCGACCUUCAGAGGCGAAAAACAAAUCAAUAUUGAGAAGACGGUCUGCUUGAGAGGCACUGCGCAGGAGGUGGCUCUGUGGGAAAAGAGAGACAAAUUCCGCCGAGACGUGCUCGACAAGCCGUGGGUGCUUCGAGACCGCGACGUUCGCAGAUGCCGCAAAGAGGCGGAGAAAAGCGAGGCGGGCGCCGAGCGCAAGAGGAAACGCCUCGAGGCCAUGACAACGGUGCGGAGUGCUGGGAAGCAGGCGGCCGAGACGAAGGCGAAGAACAAUGUGGCUGGCAAUCUACGAGGCAUGAUCCGCGGCGGGGCCAUGACGGGCAAGUAUGACGCUCUGGGGCUAUGA